AUGGACAGCCGCCCGUCCAGAGCACACGACCUCUGGCGGGCCAGCCAGCCCCACUCUGCGGGCGCCAAGAAGAAGAAGAAGAAGCAGACGUCGCGCACGCGGCAAGAGAAGAAACAAGGCAAGCGCGAGGCGGCGGCUCGAGAGGCUGCCGCUGCCGCGGCUGCCCGCGCGGCUGCUCUGGCGGCUGCUCAGGCCGCUCAGGCGGCCGCUCUCGGACGGUACAGAUUGGUCAACGCUUGGUUCUACCCCCGCGGCGACUGGUAUACCUUCUACUGGGAUGGCAGCUCGGCCGACAAGGUCGCAAGGCGCGCUACCUACCCGACGCUCGAGCACGACGACCACGACCCCGGCCCCCUCGCAGAGCGCAUCAGGCGCGACAAGCGCGAGCGGUCCGACCGCUCCUCCGACGACUCCUCCUCCGACCGCGACUCAUGCGGCACCGGCUCCACUAGCGAGGCGAAUGACAUAUUCGACACCCUCGAAGACCAUCUCGGCUACGGUUCCGACUCCGGCUCCGGCUGGUAG
Molecule: messenger RNA, 525 nt
Organism: Emiliania huxleyi CCMP1516
Lineage: Eukaryota; Haptophyta; Isochrysidales; Noelaerhabdaceae
Exons: 2
Coding region: 1-525 (174 amino acids)
Source: RefSeq, a predicted model, not a curated record